Messenger RNA from Scophthalmus maximus (turbot), 2926 nucleotides. It is a transcript of the gene lekr1, whose product is annotated as leucine, glutamate and lysine rich 1. The transcript is spliced from 8 exons. The record is from RefSeq and is a predicted model, not a curated record. The coding region runs from base 142 to 1980 and encodes 612 amino acids. Lineage: Eukaryota; Metazoa; Chordata; Actinopteri; Pleuronectiformes; Scophthalmidae.
AGUCCGCGUCUACGUGCCACGGUGCCAGUGUUACGUCGUAGCCAUAGCAACGUCCAGAGAGUGGCUCACAGAAGGAGGAAAGUCCAGUUAAAAAGUAUUUUGCAAUUAUUUUGGCCCCAGUUCCGAACGAAACUAUUGAUAAUGGGAGACGAGGAUAGAUCUAUGGAGGCGGAGAGGGAGAAGGAAACGAUGACGGUUCAUCGCUGUCCUCCGAUCCACCCACUGCCUGAAGAAAUAAAAAAGAUGGAGCGCAGUGAGACAGUGUGCCGCUACUGUGGUGUAAGCUACCUCAUCUACCACGAGUUCCAUCAGCUCAACAACCGACUGGCCCAGUUGGAGAAAGAGCUCCAGGAAGUGAGAGAGAGCGCCGAGCGAGAGAAGGCCCAGCGAGAGGCACUGGAGCUGGGCAGGCUGGAGUGGGAGAGGGCACUUGACCUGGAGGUGCGGAGGAAAGCCGAAGAGACAGAGCGCAGCGUGAGGGAAGAGCUGGAAGAAAAGAGCAGGGACACGGGGAGACUGCUGAGAGAGGAGUUUGAAGCAAAACAUGAAAGGAAGAGGAGAGAGAUGGAAGGGAACUAUCAGAAAAUCAGCGGAGAGAAAGAAAAACAACUCCGAAGAGAGCUGGGAGACUUAGAGGUGGAGAGACUGAGGAGGCAGAGGGAAGAGCUGGAGAGGACGAGUGUGGAGAGAGAGAACGGUCUGAGUGACGCACUUCAAAAGGCCAAUCAAAAUUCAGACAUGCUGGGGAAAUACCUCAGACAACUGGAGGAGAGGCUGGAGGCUGCGGCUUCCAGGAAGGACGAGGCGGAGCGGUUACUCAGAAAGGAGAGAGAACAAAGGGAAAUUCUCAGAUCUGUGGAUAUCAGCACAAAAGAAACUGAAGGUGUGUAUGUUCAGCAGGGGAAGGCCCUGCGAGCAACUAUCUCCAUACUCCACACCUCUGGCAGCGAGCUCACUGAUGUAAAGGGUUUCCUCAACCAGCUGAUGGGGGCCUGGCAGGCCUUCAAAUCUCAGAUACUGCAACACAGCACACAGGCGUUCUCAGUGCUGAAAGAGAAGCUGAAACAUUCCUGUGAGGACUUACAGAAAAUGAGAGACGAGAGAGAGAAGCUAACUCAGCAGCUGAUGAAAUGCCCAUGUUCCACGUACUGCCUGCUAAGCUGCAUCAACAGAGGAUUUGAGGUCCAGUCAAGGAGUUGGGACUUAGGAGAAAAAAUAUGCCCCCGUGGCCCUUUUCCAUCGUUAAUACCUAAAAACUGCAGAUACAAAUAUACUCACACCAAGAACCACGGGUACAACGUAUACUCUUUAGCUAUAGCUUUAACAAUCCACAUAAAUAAGGGCUUUUCAAACCUCUCAUUCUCAUAUGACAACCGGUCAGCCCACCACCAUAUGACACCUAUUGGAUGGAUAGCCAUGAGAUUGUUAACAGACAUUCAAGGUUUUCAGAGGAUUCAAUCUUUGAAUCAGUCUGAGAAAUCUCCACUUUUUAAAAACUGGAAAGUAAAUCAAAGCACACCACAGGAACCUAUAAGUACUUCAGUUUGGAAAGGCAGACUUAAAGCCUCUUUCUUAUUCACAGAAGUACUUACUCCAUGCACAGAAUAUAUGCAUGUGUUUUUGUCUGUUGUCAGCUCACUCUUUACUAUUUACACGAGGACAAAAUGGCUCAAGCUCAAGAGCUGUUUUCAGACUUGCCACAUAUCACGUAUGAUGAACACAAUAGGAAAUUGUGCCAGUCAGACUUGUUCACACCAGCAGGAAGGACAUUUUACUAGAGGGCAACAUUUGCGGACAUUUGCAAUCUGGCAACCAGCUCCUCCGGAGUUUCAGGGACAUGUGCAAACUUCAGUGCCUGAAAGCAGCAACGGUCUGGUUUUGCUAUCCAUUGAAUUACAAAUGGAUAAAUUGUUCUAUAUUCGGACAUAUCUUGACAUUGGUUUGCAGUGUAGUGGAAACUUUUUUCAUGUCCCACUUUAGUUAGCCUGUUAACACAGAACACUUUUAAUCAUGUUUUAAAAAUUUAAAAAAGGUUUCAACUUUGACACACAAAUGGACAAAUAUCCACAGGAACACACUAGCAGAUACACAGAGACACAAACACCCCCCCCACACAGACAGGGAGUAAAUGUUAAAUGUUGCGUCCUAUCUGAUAAUCAAAGCAUUAAAGGACUACUUGACCUGACAGAUCACAGAUGAAGCACUCAUUUAUUCACUAAUGUUUCCUCCUCCUUCCUCUAUAAACUCCUCAUCAGUCUCUGUUUCUCGCUCCCACAUUUGUUUGGUCAUACACUUUGUUUUUGACCUGUAGAAAUUACAGCUUUUGCUCCGGUUUUCCUUUUCUCUCAUUUUCCUAAUCAGAUUUAAAGUGCCGUCAGCUUCAGUUACUGGGAAGACUAUCUCACAUGUGGCGUGGUGGAUUCUGAAUGUGUGUGUAUAUACAUGACUUGUGUUUAUGUUGAAAGGUUUUUUUUGUGUGUGUGUGUGUGUGUUUCAGUCACUGGUUAGUGUUGUUUGCAAGAUACAUCUAGAUAAAUGUGCAGCAAUUUCUGAAAACAAUUUGUAUUUAAACUCAUCAAUGGUUUCAGAGUAUUUAAUAUUAAUAACACAAUUUUAUGACAUAAUCGUGGAUACAGAUCAGACUGUGGGUAUUUUGUACAUCGCAAAGAAUGUCAUCCUGUUUCACUCACACAAACAGAUAACGUGAAGACAUUUUGAAUGUUGUGUUAAACCAAUAAAACAUCUGUUUUUGGUUGCAAGAUAAUUCAAGUUAUAGUUAUUGCACAAUAAACAUCAUGGACUAUCAAGAUAAUGUUAUGUCAAGCUAGUUUGCCCUUUAAAAUCUCUCCCCAAUCCAGUUCUAGGUAAAGAUCGGUGCUCAGCCAAAAGUUUCAGGAACCUUUACUGACCCCCCUAUCCUCUUACA